CUCUACAGUAUUACGAAGAAAAAUAGAGGCUUGGAUUUGGAAGAAGAAUCCCAAUUCCCAAUUGCCCGUCUGCGUCCGCGCGUGAUUGAUCCGGAUUGAAGAAUUUUGUCGACGCUGGACAAUAGUGUAGGAAACAUACAUACGCCCAUAGCCAUAGCCAUGACAAGCGGACGCGGGAAUAUCGGAACAUCUCCGCCCCUUGUACGUAUCCAAAUCAAAUCCCAAACACAGUUGAUCUCUGUAUCUCUCUCUCGGCACAACUAACCAGAAACAGAGGGGCCGUGCUCGAUCAAACGGUGUCGACAAUGGCGGAGCACUCCAGGAAACGCGCCCGCAGCCGCAGCCGGGGCCGCGCCUCCCCCGGCAGCGGCAGCGGCCGCGACCGGCUGAGCGACCUCCCGGACGCGCUCCUCCACAGCAUCAUGUCCCACCUCGGCGCGCGUCAGGCCGUCCAGACGAGCGCGGCGUCGCGGCGGUGGCGCCACCUCUGGCGCUCCAUGCCGCGCAUCCGCAUCGACUUCCGGGACUUCGCGCCCCCCACCACCACCACCUCCGCCCCCGCCUGGUGCAACGCCGCGUGGCGGAAGCUCGAGCUCUUCGCCGACAGCCUUCUCGAUCUCCACUCCGCCGCCCCAGGCGCCCUGGACGAGUUCCGGCUCCACGCGGACGACCUCCGGCUGCGGCCUUCCAGCACCAAGCCGCGGUCCCACCAGGCCUACCUGGACAUGUGGGUCCGCCGCGGGGUCACCGAGUGCGGCCGCCGCCCGGCGGCCCUCGACGUCGUGGCGGGCAACACGCUGGACGGGAUCCCGUUCCCCCGACGGCUGGGCUCCAGCCCUGACAACUUCUGCCGCCUCACCACGAUGCGCCUCCGGGGCUUAUACUUAGCCCGCACCUUCGGCGAAGAUCUCCGGUCCGGGUGCCCCGUCCUGGAGCAACUGACGCUCGAGGUCUGCAGCUGCUACUUCCCGGAGCUCGUCUCCGGCUCGCUCAAGACUCUGUCUCUCGUCUCCUGCCAUCCCAACCCGCGCUCUAUCACGGCCCCGGCGCUCGCCCGUCUCUGCGUGUCCUCCCCGUGCCCCGUGGACCGGCCCGAGCUUUGGGAUCCCAAGGGGACGGCGAGAUCCGUUGCCCGGGCGUCGAUUCCCAAGCUUUCCUGCUCGUUCGACCAGUGCCUGUUCGAUCUCCUUGCCAGCGCGUGCAACGUCAGGGCUCUCAAGCUGUCGGGGUUUUCCCCACCGGUACGCCGCCGCCGUACGGCGCAGCUGGACGACGAACCAGAGGAGUUCUUCCCUGUGCUCCCUAACCUCACAACGCUGUUCGUAGAGGAUUCUGACAUGUGCAUGCGCUUCGAGAUCCUGGGACUCUUUCUGCAGAACGCUCCCAACCUGCAGACAGUUACUCUGCGGCACUGCAAGGACUCGGAUACUCUUCCAGAUGAUAAAAACGGUCGGGAGUGGGAGGGUUCGCUGGGGAGGAGGAGGAGGAACGGCUGGAAGAAAACCCCUCCACCGCCGACCGAGAAGCCCAUGGAUAUAGUUACUUGGGGUAUCAGUCAGAUCAUCAGGCUGAGUUUUGGGGACGGGCAAAUUAGCAAGCUCUUGCGAACCCUGUUGGGCAUAUCAACGGUAAUGGAUACGCGCACCAUCAUACUCACCAAGGAAAACGAGGACCAACUCAAGACCGUAGAGCCAUGUUGAUGAUCAGUUUGUUCUCGAAAAAAUAUUGAUGAUCAGUUGACCGCUGAUGUGAACUGGAGCUCGCAGCGCGGAUGAUAAUUAUGUACACUGUACAGCGAAUGAGAUCCAGUAUGACCUAUGACCAGGCCAGGCGAAAUACUAUGACAACACUUGUAGUUAGCAACGUCAUUAUCUGCGGAUUUACUUAUUCUGCAUGUGCUAAUUUGUUCGAUCGGCACCGCCUUUUGGCUGUUUUACUAUUUUCACUGAAGUUUCAACAAAAAAAAAUCGGUGCUUAUAUAGUAGUUCCUCUUAUUCUAAAUUCUUGAUUCAAAUUUGUCCAAAUAUGGAUGUAUCUAUUCUUAAAAA
Molecule: messenger RNA, 2048 nt
Organism: Brachypodium distachyon (stiff brome)
Lineage: Eukaryota; Viridiplantae; Streptophyta; Magnoliopsida; Poales; Poaceae
Product: MEIOTIC F-BOX protein MOF
Exons: 3
Coding region: 306-1700 (464 amino acids)
Molecular function (GO): protein binding
Source: RefSeq, a predicted model, not a curated record